UGAUCCAGGACUGAAGUGUUCCCCCCACGGUGGCAUUACAAUGAAUAGGAAUAGAUGUCCCUUUGGUCAACGGGACAGUCAAAGGACACCGCCCUGUAUAAUAAUGGGGACGUCAUCCUAACAAGACCAUUAUGAAAUGAAUAGGAGGGCUCCUUUUGUUUCCCUUCGCUCAAGCAGCACUAUAAAUACUCCGAGCGCUCUUUUACCUCACCACAGAGCAAGAGGUGCACCCGCGAGAUAAGAUUACUCGCAGCUAUCCGGCCAACAAGCCCACUGUGUCGACUCCUUCGUUGUUACCUACACCUCCUUCCCAAAAAGAGGACGGAUCUCAAACGACAGAAUCAGGUGAUCGAGUGUGACUUAAAAACAGGGCAGAGAUAGAGAGGGAAGCAGCGACCUCCUACCCAAACCGAGCUAAUAAAAUGCAUUCUGACUCCAGCUCGAGCAGAUCUUCCUCACCAGACAUGGAUGGGAUGUAUCUCAGAGACCACCUCAAUUCAGUGUCCUCGACGCAGAACGAACUCCUCCAGAAGAUGACGAGCGAGCACCUUUCCAGGCACGGGGAAAAGUCACCUGGCGGGAGCAAGUACAAACUCAAGAAGCAAGUGACCGAGCAAGAGAUUCAGCAUCUGAGGCUGAAAAUCAACGGACGGGAGCGCAAGAGGAUGCAUGACUUGAACCUGGCGAUGGACGGACUCCGGGAAGUCAUGCCUUAUGCACACGGUCCGUCCGUGAGAAAGCUGUCGAAAAUUGCCACUCUCCUGCUCGCCAGAAACUACAUCCUGAUGCUCAACAGCUCACUUGACGAGAUGAAAAGGCUGGUUGGAGAAAUCUACGGUGGACAUCAUUCUACGUUCCACUGCGGGACAGUGAGCGGGCACUCUGGCAACCCAGCGCAUCAGGUGCAUCCGUUGCUCGGGAGCGCGCUGUCCUCGUCCACAUCCUCCACCCUCACCACCACUUUACCGGGACUAACCUCCAUCCGAGCACCUCAUUCCCUAAUGAAGAGUGCCCCUGCACCCCCGCUUCAACUCGGCAGCGGUUUCCAGCACUGGUCAGGUUUACCUUGCCCGUGCCCCAUAUGCCAAGUACCUCCACCCCCUCAUAUUCCUAUCAGUUCAGCGGGACUGACGAGACUUACAAGUGAAAACAAGGACGUGAUGAAGUAAUGUGGGACAUCCGAUACAGAAUGGUGUCAACGUGUACAGUAAAUUGUGAAUUGGACAUGAAGAAUUGACCUCAAUGCAUGCAUUGUUUGUCUGUUUAUUUGUUUUUGCGUAUGAGAUCCCCUAAAUAUUCUCCUUGUAACAAAGACCCUGUGAAAAUACUUUUUUCAUGGUAAAACUUUUGCCGGUUAUUUGGUGUCACCAGAGAUGCAUUCACACAGUGUACAUAUGUUUCUUUAUAAAAAACAGCAACUUCUAAAACAUUAAGCCGGAGAUGUCUGAAUGUAACCUUACGUUUCUAAAACAUUAAGCCGGAGAUGUCUGAAUGUAACCUUACGUUUCUAAAACAUUAAGCCGGAGAUGUCUGAAUGUAACCUUACGUUUCUAAAACAUUAAGCCGGAGAUGUCUGAAUGUAACCUUACGUUUCUAAAACAUUAAGCCGGAGAUGUCUGAAUGUAACCUUACGUUUCGAGCACUGAAGGUGGUCCUAGGACAACAUACCUGCUGAUCUGAAAGGGCGAAGAAAGUUGCAUGCAGAUUUAAUAUUUUGGUUUUUUACAUCAUUUGUGAAAGUGAAGAAUGUCCUUUCCUUGUAACAAGGAUGGUGAAAUCGCAUUCUACAGUGUAUGAACAUUGUAUUAUUAUAUAUUUAGUUCGAAAAAGGUUGACAUUAUAUGGAUCUUGAUUACUCCAUAGAAUUCUGAAAAUGCUUUUAGCUUUGUGGCGUUAUUCUGUGUCCAUUUGUAUGUAGAACUUCUUUAGCAUGGCGACAGAACAACUAAAGCAUGAUUGUUUUGCUGGAAAUAAUUUGUUAUGCCCAGAGACCUUGCGUCUUUAUUUUUGUACAUUCUUGAUGAUUGAUGAAAUAUUUAUUAUUGCCCAGUGUUCCUGGAUGAAAUUUCAAUAAAACUGAUAUAAUGAACCAUA
Molecule: messenger RNA, 2094 nt
Organism: Salmo salar (Atlantic salmon)
Lineage: Eukaryota; Metazoa; Chordata; Actinopteri; Salmoniformes; Salmonidae
Gene: olig3
Product: oligodendrocyte transcription factor 3
Biological process (GO): sensory organ development; positive regulation of transcription by RNA polymerase II; axon development
Cellular component (GO): nucleus
Molecular function (GO): DNA-binding transcription factor activity, RNA polymerase II-specific; protein dimerization activity; E-box binding
Source: RefSeq, a predicted model, not a curated record